AUGGCUUAUUAUCAACAUGGUAUAGUUACUCUAGCAUCAGAUAAAUUUUGUUCAUGGUGGACUUGGUGGGAAUAUGCAAUAAAUGGUUUAUUAUUAUUUGUCAUGGCUUGGGGUUCAAUUGAACGACAUUUACUUAUUUUUAAUAGAACAAUGAUGGAUACAAAAAGAAAACGAUUCUUUUUUCAUGUAUUACCUAUGAUAUUAAUUUGUCUUUAUCCUUUAAUAUUUUAUUUUAUUACUGUCAUAUUGAAUACAUGCAAAAAUCAAUGGAAUUAUAAUGCAGUUUUUUGUGAAUUACCAUGCUAUUUAACGGAUCAACAAGUUCUAGCAACUUACGAUUUUAUAGCAAAUGUUGUAUUUCCUGUUUCUGCAAUUGCUAUAGCUAAUAUAAGUUUAAUAUUUCGAAUAGUACGACACAAACGACGUCAUCAGAUAGCAUGGCGUCGACAAUAUAAAUUAACUAGACAACUUGUGUCUAUCGCAGUCAUAUACACAGUAUUUUGGUUUCCAUUAACAUUCAAUGGACUUAUUAUAACUUUUACAUCUUCAGCAAUAUUACAAAGUAUACAAGUGGAUUAUUUCUUUUUUUUACUUCAUAUGGUACCAUCGUUAUUGCCAUUUAUUUCAUUGGCUUGUUUAUCAAAUUUUAUGAAAACUAUUUUAAAGAAACCACGAACAACCAUUGUACCGUUAGCUCAAUAA
Molecule: messenger RNA, 702 nt
Organism: Rotaria sordida
Lineage: Eukaryota; Metazoa; Rotifera; Eurotatoria; Philodinida; Philodinidae
Source: the annotation of a GenBank genome assembly